Molecule: messenger RNA, 4321 nt
Organism: Octopus bimaculoides (California two-spot octopus)
Lineage: Eukaryota; Metazoa; Mollusca; Cephalopoda; Octopoda; Octopodidae
Product: protein downstream neighbor of Son
Biological process (GO): nuclear DNA replication
Cellular component (GO): nucleus
Source: RefSeq, a predicted model, not a curated record
UCCCAGAAUGCAUCAUUCUUUUCGGCGCGAAACUUGAGUUCGUCUUCCGAUCAGUUUAAAUGGAAGACAUCAAACAACGAUACAUCGUAUAAAAUAUCUCAAGCAUCACGGAAAAUAGAGAUAAUCUGAGUGACGUAGGAGUAAAUCAUCAGCUUAUAACACAGAUAUUUAUUUAUAUUUGUGUUUAUUAAUGGCAGAGACAUCGCCGAAUUGGAAGAAACCUUCGGAGGUGAUGAAGUUGAGAAGGAAGAAAAAACGGUUAUUAGAAAAUGAGAAUUCUUCAUUAAGGAAAAGAUUAAAGCUGGAUGAUUUAUCUAACAGAAACGACCAGAUUUCACCUUGUGCCAGUCUUUCUUCGUUCUAUCAACAUAAGAAUCCUUUUAGAAGAAAUCAUUCCACACCAGUUCGAACCAUUUCUUCGACAACGGAAGAAAUUCGACCGAAAACAAAUUCUAUUCGACUUUUCGAUACUUUAGAUACUUCUGAGACAAAUAAUGUUAAAGAUUUCAGAAGCAAAACUACCGACCAUGGCAUUCACCAUUUACUUUCCAAAGAUUCCUGCAAAGCGAAGAGAAAUGAAGACUGUGCUGAACGGGUGUCCGAUGUUUCAAAUGUAACUAAAAAGGAAGAUUUUUGUCAAGAUAUACCUUUUGAUUGGAGUUUAAAACUGAAGAUGCGGUUUAUUUCUUUGUCUUUUGAUUGGUGCAAGAAUUUAAGGAGCUCCGAAGAAGCUGAAGGUGUGAGCAAUUAUUUAGCAAGUCAACUUCCUGAAACGACGCCCUCUGCAAAUUUGAAGAAACUUCCAGAGAAUUCCUGGCGAUCCCAUUUUCACAGAGAGACUUUGUAUUGGGUUCACCCAAAUCUUCCCUGGGUGAAAUUAUUCCCAAGAAUUACUCACGAAAAAUCUUCGAACAGCAUCAAUCUUGGAGAUCAAGUAUACUCAUCGCUGUUAUCUGAUUGGUCGGAGAGUUUCCUGUCGGCGUUCGGUCAGUUACGGUCGGGCUAUUGCCCUUACCUGUACGUCUGUACCCACCAGUUCACUGUGCUCUUCAAAAGGAUGAAGACUUCAAAGAAUGACUCCACCCUCUCAGCAGUUCUUACUCCGACAACUCGAGGACUCAGGGAAGCUCUCAAAAAGGAAGGGAUUGAAUUCAAGAUGCCGUGUAAUCCAAAAGGCACUGAAAGGACCUCCCUGGAAUCUGAAGACUCCAAUAUCAGUGGGGGUCCAGUAUCUAGAAAUUCUAGCAUCAGUUCACAUAAUUCCUCAGUUGAUGAUGAUGGCGAUGACGACGGUGAUAUUGAUGGUGAAGCUGAUUUAUUUGAAGAGCAAGAGAACAUAGUACCGAGUUCCGAUCCUGAAGAGUUGAAACGGAAUUUCCAGUCAAAUGGAGAAAUAGAGGAGGAGGAAGAAGAUGGCUUCAUAGCAGACGAGGGCGCUGCUGUAUGGUUGGAAAGUAUUGGGCUUGAUAAGAAAAACUUCCCUUCAUUGAAUCCAAACAAAGUCAGACUUCAUCGUGAAGGUUUUAAGCAGAUUGACUGCCGCCCUGAAUCGGUGAUAGUGCUAGACCAAGACGUUGACGUACAAGCACUGUUUAAUUUCCUCCUCAACUGGAGAGCCUGCAUCGCGGCUGUUGGUCCACAACAUGGCAUCCCGCCAACCAUUUUAUCACCAAAUGCUUUCAAAGGGGCUACCUUGAAAUCACUGAAGGUAAAACACAGCACAGCCUUACAGAAGGACCGACAGAAAAUCAGCGUGCUGGAGAUGGCUGGACCGAUCUUGCCCACACAUGUCCAGAGGCUAGUCAAGUUGAUCUGCCAGACACAGGACCAAAACUUCAGCUUAUCUCUUCACACUCAUGAACCAACAUCAGCUCUUAACGUUCGAAUGACGGAUGCUUCCUUGAAUCAGCCUCCCAGCAAAUGCUCAAAUAACAAAGUCGGUUCUGCUUUUUCUUCUACUUCUCUCGUUUCGGCAUUUAAACAUACUGUUUCAGACGUCACUUGUACUCCAGAUGGUUUUGUCUGGUCGAGAUGAUGACUUUUUUUUUUUGUUGAUUUUAAUUUUCUUGUUUGUGUUUUUUAAAUUUUUAAAUUGAUAUCGUUUUUUUUUAAAUUUAAUAUUGAUAUCAGUUUUUUAUUUUUAAUAUCAAUUGAUAUCAAAGGUGACAUGCUGGCAGAAACAUUAGCACACCGGGCGAAAUGCUUGGUGGUAAUUUCAUCUGUCUUUACAUUCUGAGUUCAAAUUCCGCCGAUGUUGACUUUGCCUUUCAUCCUUUAGGGGUCGAUAAAUUAAGUACCCGUUGUGUACUGGGGAUUGAUCUAAUUGACCCCACACACACACAAAAAAAUUAGGGCCUAGAGUAGAAAAGAACGUCAAUUUUUACCCACUUUUUCCUCAAUUUUUAAUAUUGAUUUAAUUUUUAAAAAUUUAAUAUCAAUUGAUAUCAUUUUUUUUUUUUCCCCCCAAUAUUUUAACUUUAUAAAAUCUACAUUGGGUUAUAGAUCGGCACACUCAUUAGAGAAUCAGAGUAAAAUGCUUUGCAGACUUUGUCCCGUCUGUUUAUGUUCUGUGUUCAAAUGUCACCAAAGUCAGCUUAGCCUUUUAUCCUUCUCAAGCAAACAAUUUGACUAAAACUUUCCCCAAGUUUGUGAUUUUUUUUUUUUUUUCUCGUUAGUAAUUAUUAUUAAUAUUAUCUAAGUUUAAAUUCCACUGAUGUCAGCUUUACCUUUCAUCCUUUCGGGGUUGAUAAAACAAGUGCCAGUUGAACACUAGGGUUGAUAUAUUUACCUACCCCCUAUCCUGAACUUGCUGGCCUUGUGUCUGAAUUUGAAAGCAUUAUUAUUAUAUUUGCUGUGGAAUGCAUCAGAUGUUAUUAAGAACACCAGGAAUCUCUUGACUGGUGUUCUUUGGUUGUUUUGCCCUUUAAGGGGCAAUAUUUUGUUUUCCGAAAGAAAUGCUCAUUUGCAUUUUUAAAAAUUACUUGUAAAAGGUGUCAACACCUUCCAAUGGAUAAACGAUGUUUGAGCAAUCUCUUUCUCGGUGUUGGUGUCUUCAAAAAAAAAAAAAUACACUGUGGAGAGACUUUUUGAAGUUUGUAAUAAGAAUCUGCUUUUCCUAACUACAAUAUUUGUUCAAAAUUUUUACCAACAGACAUGGUUGGUAAAAGCUAUCAUUCAGUAUUUUAUAUUACCUAACUCAUUAGUUGCAAGUGAUUUAUGAUUUAUUGUACUUUUUGAGAUGUCUUUUAUUUUCUGAGGUCAGGUUUCAUAUUUCUUUAUCUCAUAAAUCGUGAAAGAUCCAGUGCUAUAUAAAUUCUCGUAGACUUUUUACAAAUGCAUCACUGUCGAGUUUUUGAGUUGGUCUUUUUUCAAAAGUUUGAUUUUGUCUUUAACAAUGUCUUGUAGUGUUGUAGUUUUCUUUAUUCAUUGGAACCAUUGGCUGAGGCUAAAAGGAAACAGGUUAUAAUAAUAAAUAGAACACGACAAAGCCCCCAAAAAAGAAGUCGAUCUUGUAAGUAAUGUUGACCAUAUAAGUCCAACCCAUGCUAGCAUGGAGAGCGGACGUUAAACGAUAAGUAUCAGCAAGUAGCACCAUCUAACUUAAGUGACAGAUUGAUGUAGAAACCUGGAAAAUUUAUGAUAGAAAAUUUUUAUUGAAAUUCGUGUUGGAUUAGCAAUGGACAUCAUGUUUCAAAAGUUCUUUGUUGUUCUCUAAGUAUUGGUGAGUGAGUAAGUUGUGAUGUUGGUACAGGCAAACCAACAACAUACUUUACAUUGAAGGACCACAAGCCAACUUUCAAUACACUGCCCAAAUGUGAACUCAUUAAUCUUGCCAAAAGUCAUUUUGGUAUUGUAAUUAAAACAGUCUUAUAGUAAAUAGUUGGUCUAAAGAAAUCUGGGCAAUGGAAUCUUUUGGAGUGACAGUUUCUGUGUCUGUUGAAAAGUUCCUCAUAUUUUUGUAUUUUCCAGUAUAUGUAGCAUCUCUGAUUGGAAGUUGCUCUGCUUUGGUUAUAACAUUGUAGAUGGCUGGUGAAGGAUGUAAGAAAUAUGUAUAAGCACCUUUUCUUCAUUAAUCUACAUUUUAUUUUAUUUGCCCUGGAUAGACAAUGCAAAACGUUUUAAAUUGACACAACAGAUGUAAUCGAAAAGGCCAUGUUUACCUUCUUUUAAUUUUAAUCAUUGCUAAAUUGCUUACCUCCAUACGACUAAUCUUUGGAAGAUAUAGUGUGUGUUGACAAGGACUGAUUGAAUGCGGCAUUAAUUGUAUCAGUGGGGUCUGUAAUAACGCCUGAAAGAAAAACUUGAUGCUUUGCUAUGAGAU